Electrophorus electricus (electric eel) is the source of this 4620-nucleotide messenger RNA. Lineage: Eukaryota; Metazoa; Chordata; Actinopteri; Gymnotiformes; Gymnotidae. The record is from RefSeq and is a predicted model, not a curated record.
AUGGAAAGUGGCGAGAGCCUUGACGCAAGCGACGCCUGAACUGUGAAAGGAGUUGUCAUAGCAAGCACACUCCCUCAUUCCGGGCUCACGACCACCACUCCCCCUUCUCAUCCCACCCCACCCUCACCCAAACACCACACAUACACACACAAACACACACGGCUCGCACAGCGCAGUAAGAGGACUGCUGGGGUGGACCGAGAAGCUCAAAUGCAGUAGUCUCUCACAUUUUCUAACCGUCAAUGAAAAUUUAUCUUCAUUAAAUUUAGAAUUAAUUGUUAAUCAAUAACGUAUCAACCUCUUUGGACUUAACUAUCUUGUACCAGUAUGUUUUAUUCAACAUGAUAAUGAUUAUCGGAAUAUUUUUUCUUGUCUCGCUGUAGAAAAGUUAUUUCAUACAUAACCACUCUACCUCAAAAGAAACAGUAUCAUAAAGUAAAUUGAAGAAAAUUGGACCUCACUGAAAUUCUGCAUUAUCAAGAUGGCUCUGAACUCAGAUGCCAGUGCACCUAAAACUGCCCAGAAUGUAGGGGAGGAGGAAGAGCAGCAACAGACAGAACAAGGAACCAAUCAGCAACCAAAUGGCGAUGCUGGUCACACCCCAAUCUCCUCUCAGCCAGUGAAGAUUGAGCCGCAAGAUCCAACUUCUGUUUCAGAGUCUGCUCCUGGCCCAGAAACCUCCCCCAAGUCGGAUGAACCACCCAAAGUCCACCUCACAGUCAUCAACGAAAAGAUGGAAACAAUAGGUAAUGGAGUCUGCCCUACCACUACGGAUGUCUCUCCUCCUGCCUCUUCCCGCACCUCCCCACCUCGUCAUGCCAAGCCUGGCCAUGCCCACAUCAAUGGGCAUGCCCGGCUGGGCAGUCGCUCGGAGUCGUUGAGCCAUGCUGGCUCGCCUCGCCCAUCACUCACACGCCAGCCUAGUGCUGCCACCGAAGCGGCAGCAGACGGCUCCAAGCCCAACGAUUAUCUCAUUCUGGCUAUACUCAGCUGCUUCUGCCCCCUCUGGCCCAUAAACAUCGUCGGCCUGACCUUCUCUGUUAUGUCUCGGUACAGUCUGCAACAGGGGAACGUGGAUGGGGCACGCCAUCUGGGCCGCAAUGCUAAGGUCCUGUCAAUCGUCUCCCUUGUGGGUGGAGUUCUCAUCAUUACUGCCGCUAUUGUCAUCAAUUGGGGACCUAUAUUAAAAUCUUGAGGGUUGCCAUGACAAUGAGGGCUGAGGAGGAGUCUCUGAACAACCAACCAAUCCAUGAUGCCCAUCAUCCUCUCAUCCUUCCAGAUAUUUCUGAAGCACCUGGAGCUUUUUUCCGUUCUUUUCUACUCUUUGUCGAGACUCUUAGGCUAAACACUCCAUUUCCACCUAUAGAAACAAAACAAUGUAGACCUCCCCAACACUAUAAAUGCAGGUAUAAUGACUGAAGCCAGCAAAACAGCAGUGCACAUGUUUGUUUUUUUUCUCAACAAAAAGGACUGAUCUUUCUAAAUGAUGUCAGAAAGGAAGCUUUCAGUGUGAUCUUAUUUCCUGUUUCCAGUCAGUUGUGGGUUUGUAUGGGGGAGGAGCUGAAAAGAACAAAUGAAUUUGAAGCAGGUGAUUUGUUUAGAGAACACAUAGAUGACCUGUCCCUCCACUACCAAGUUUAUAUAUUUUCUGAGUAAUUGCAUGAGUUUCACACAUAAAAAAGUCAUAGAGAAAUUAAUUGAACAGCUGAGAUUAAGUCAAAGGCAGAUUGGAGUGAAGGCAGGCAAUGUGGACUGCUGCAAUUACUAACCAAUGAAACAAUAAACAGGUUACUGGAAAGCAGAUUUCUAUAAACAUAUGUCAGCCUGUGUUUUAAAUGAGAAAGUGAGACUAUUACACAUGGUAAAAGUCCCAAAGGAGCCAUUUCUUUGAAAGAAUCGACCGUAGACACUGCUACAAUAUAUCUCUCUCCCCCUGGUUGUCUCUUUUACUGUCUAUGUCUAUCCAUCUGUCCAACUACCUUGCUAUUUACCCCUUCUUUGCUUACCUCUUUGUUUACUAGUCUUUGGCGCAUGAAGAUUCAAACACAGUGCUCAUGUGAGGAGAAAAACAACAAGAGAGAGAUGCAGGUGAUCCUCAUUGGCUGAGAGGCUCACUAAAGCACACUGGAGGCUUGAGUAGUGUGGAGUUGGGUGGUGGGGGCGGGGCACGGGACCAAGCUGUGCUGCAGUCUUUUGUUUCCCACAGAUGGAAAGAUGAGGGAGGAGAGAAGGGAGGGAGGAGGUGGAGAGGGAGGUGGCCAACUGCUGAAUAGAUACUCCAGACAUGGAGAGGUGGAAGGAAUGCAGUGUUGCAAAGAAGGAUGUAAAAAAGGAUAACGUACUGUGUGUACAUGUGUGUAUGUGUAAAAGGGGGAGCUAUGCCUCCUUUCCUCCUUCUGUAUUCUCCAGUGCAGGCCAUAUCUAUGUAAUGGCGAAUUAGUGCUAUCUGUUAGUAUGUAGCCGUUUUUUGCAGUUUGGCCGGACGCUGUAUAGUGUAUACCUUAAUGUUUACAACAAAACUGGAAACCAGUAUUAGCCUGUACAAUCAGACACCAGAUCAGGACCUUUCAGUAUGGAGAAUCAUCACAUUUAUGUGAUGGAGUCAUUUCAUUUCACCCAACAGAGUGAUUCAGUUUUGUUUAGAUAGCUUUGCCAAAACAAAAACUGUGCCAAAUGUUUGAAUGACAGCUUUUGGCUUAGAAGGUGUUUAUGUUUGUAUGCAGUAAGCUGAGACAGGGAAUUAGAGUGUGCGAUGUAGGAGGUAAGCAUUUACUGAUAGUACCGUGGGCUUUAUUCUGAAAUAUCCCAAUCCCCAAGUUUUCACAGAAUCACUUCUUACAUAUAUAUCCUAUUGUGUGUAAGUCAUGUGGGAGGUCUAAAUUUGCAUUCUGGAUGAACAUUUCCCUCUUAGCCUUGAGCAAACCAAUUCCUCAUGGAAACAUUCAAAACUUGUGAAAAUACUCUCUAUAGAAGCAUACAUUCUCUUACAUGGUUGAUGUUUACAGUAUGAUGACUUUGGAAAAGGAGAUGAUGGGUUAUUCAUUGAAAUUGGAUAUACUCAGUUUUGGGGAAGGUGAAACCUCCUUUAGUAGCACUUUGUAAAUAUGUGAAAGUGAAGAAAUCCAUUUGAUAUGACAAAGUUUACAGGAUUGUUAAACACCCUGACCCACAUUGGUGGGUCCAGUGUUAUCUGGGUUAUAUUAGUGACUAGAGAGGCUAUAUGCAUUUUGUGUUUUAAAGCUGCACAAAUGAGGUGUUGUUAAAGGGCAAAAUGACGCUAUAAUAAGCACUUCAAAAUCAAUGUUUCAUCUUAUCCUUUCACAGUCAAUUAACUGGAUCUGAGCCUGGACUUGAAUGAGAUGUCCAGUCAGGUGCACACUAAUUAUGAUGCCCAUUUACUUAUUAGCACAAUUUUUACUAAUCCUUUUCUUAAUAUAACUUAAUAUAACAAAAACCUGAAAUGUGCAAAAUUGACUGUAUGUGGCGGCCACAUAAUUGAAUAUUCAGACGCAGAAGGUUCUGAAGCACAGGUUGAUAGAAGUUACCCUGCUGGGUUCAUCUAAGACCACCUCUGCGCCUUCCAGAUACAAGUGUUAUUAAAACCUUGAGAAAUUAUAUGUUCUUUUAGUUUAAUUUUUCUGCAUUUUGACCACUUCCUUUUCUUUCCCAAAACAUAAGUAACUUGUAGCAUGCUUUAUUAUGAUUAUUAUUUUAGACAUGGUCUGCGGACCAGUGGAAAAAUCUUGGCUUGGUUUCUGUUCUUGAAAUGCUCUAAUUGGUUAAAGAUAUUUACUCUGUCUGCACUGCUAGCUCUCCACCUGUAUAUAGCUAUGUACAUAUGUGUAUGUAUAACUUUGUACUGCUGCCUCUGCGUUACUCUUUGAUGAAUAUUAGUAAUGCAAAUUCUUGACUGUUACCACUGCAUAGCUUUCACAAAUUUCACAAAAAGUAUUGUUUUACAUGUAUUUUUAUGGUUAUGUGUUUUAGAGUUAUGCUUCUGAGUUCAAAAUACACAUAUUCAACACAGCUUUUAAAAUCUACUUUUCGCUGUGAUUGCUUUAUUGGUAUAUUUCUGAGGUCUGAACUUUGACCUCACAUGUUUACACACUUUAUUACUGAAUCCACAUGCUGCUCAGUGACAUUGCUGAAAGAGGAACCGUCUAACAUUUUGGCAACACCAGCAGAGUUCUAAUCUCUGAGGUUCAUUCGGUUCCACAACUUGUCUUAGUAAGUCCAUUUCUUCGUUGCCUUUUUUAGGCACAUCGUAAAAGCACUCUCUCUUUGCCAUUUGCUUCUGCUCCUCUUGUUCAGUGAAUAUGACUUUUCUUCAUUUCAUAAUUUCACCCUUAUGUUGGCUGAGCCACCAGUGGUAGAGGUUGGUGUUUUUUUUCUCUAUGAACUUAAUGUUUGUGGCAUACUGCUAGACCCUGUUGCUCCUAUAAUCCUGACUUUGUGCAGACUUGCCUGUGCAUGCCUUAAUGGACUGCUUUGAGCCAACAAUGUGACGUACAUACUAUGUAAGUCUAAUCGUUUGAUAGAGCUCUCUGUAUUGACCUUCUUUCAGUACUGGACUGAUAUUGAUAAUGAGCUUUGUGAAUAAAUUCUUCCUCAUCAAAGACA